UUCUGACGAGGGGCCGAAAGAAGAGCCGAAAUAAAGAACGAUAAAUGUGUAAGGGGGAGGCGGUGAAAACUCACGAGUUUCAAAAGGCCCUUUCGCAAUUGGCUACGAGCGCUCAUUCGUGUGUCAGUGAGCGGGACGCGACACACGUUAUUUUUUCGCUCACGAAGCGCUUCGCCGACGUCGUUACGAAGUAGACACAAAUUUGAGACGCACGUGGGGCGAGCAUCGGCCUCCAAACUCUGCUCUAAACUGCACUUUUGCUGCCCGGAAAAUUUAUCGAAGAUUAUCGCAAGGAAGAAAUGUCUUGCGACACAGUUGACGACUUGGAAACGGCCUCGAUGGCCCGUUUGUCGAUCGAUCACAAAACGCUCGCGAGAAAACCACGCAGCAAAGGUGAAACUCGUGGCCAAAGGACUUCCGGUUUGACACAUGAGUGCGGUGUGUUUGGUUGCAUCGCCGCUGGCGAUUGGCCUUCGCAAAUUGACGUCGGUCAAGUUGUUUGCCUCGGACUCGUCGCUCUGCAGCACAGAGGACAAGAGAGCGCUGGUAUUGUCACGAGCGAAGGUGUCUGUGCCAAAUCUUUCCACGUUCACAAAGGCAUGGGCAUGAUAAACAACAUUUUCAACGAUGAAAACAUGAAGAAAUUGCGGGGUAACCUGGGCAUUGGUCACACGAGGUACAGCACCAGUGCGGCCAGUGAAGAAGUCAACUGUCAACCCUUCGUCGUUCAUACCGCUCACGGCGCUCUCGCUGUUGCACACAACGGCGAGCUCGUCAACACGGAAUCCCUGAGAAAAAUGGUACUCGGUCGUGGAGUUGGACUAUCGACGCACUCGGAUUCAGAGCUUAUAACGCAAGCCUUGUGCUUGAAUCCUCCAGAGGGUGAGGUGAACGGUCCGGAUUGGCCAGCGCGUAUAAAACAUUUGAUGCAAUUGGCUCCUCUCUCAUAUUCUCUGGUGAUAAUGCAGAGAGACAAAAUCUAUGGAGUCCGGGAUCCUUACGGUAAUCGACCUCUGUGCCUGGGAAAAAUAGUGCCAAUAGGUAAACUCGCAGGAAGUGAAUCCGACGACGACGACGACGCCGAGGGUUGGGUGAUAUCCUCCGAAUCCUGCGGCUUUCUCAGCAUCGGUGCUCGCUACGUCCGAGAAGUAUUUCCCGGUGAAAUAGUCGAACUCACUCGUGAGGGUAUCAAAACCAUCGACAUCGUCGAGAGACCCGACAAGAAACCUCAGGCUUUCUGCAUCUUCGAGUACGUCUAUUUUGCGAGGAGCGACAGUAUUUUCGAAGGCCAAAUGGUUUAUUCGGUUCGCAUGCAGUGCGGAAGGGUUCUUGCGAUUGAAUCUCCCAUCGAAGCCGAUAUCGUGAGCUCUGUACCGGAAUCUGGAACUGCGGCUGCUCAUGGUUACGCCAGACAGUCGAAAAUCCCAUUCGCCGAGGUCCUUUGCAAAAACAGAUACGUAGGAAGAACGUUCAUUCAACCGAGCACGAGGUUACGACAACUUGGGGUAGCCAAAAAAUUCGGCGCUCUCUCGGAAAACGUCAGAGGUAGAAAAAUCAUUCUCAUUGAUGAUUCAAUCGUCAGGGGUAAUACGAUUGGUCCCAUUAUCAAGCUGCUCCGUGAUGCUGGUGCUAAGCAGGUACACAUAAGGAUAGCAUCUCCGCCACUCAAAUAUCCAUGUUACAUGGGCAUAAAUAUACCAACGAGAGAAGAAUUGAUAGCGAACCGUUUGGACAGCGUUAAGUUGGCGAAACACGUCGGUGCAGACAGUUUGACUUAUCUCUCGGUGGAGGGUCUCGUCGAGGCUGUAAGAUAUGGAAUGGACAACCGGGAGAGUAGUUACAUAGGCCACUGCACGGCGUGCCUCACCGGCGAAUAUCCUGACGAAUUACCAGGCGAUCUCGACUGGUGAAAUAAAGUCCUGGAACAGUAAAGAAAAAAGUGAAAAAAUGUGCAGGAUUUAUUCGAAUUUUUCUACUAUAUUGAUGAUGAAUCCAUCAUGACGUUUUCGUUAAAUUGAUUCACCGGUGAAUUGAUUAUCGAUCAGAUGGAUUCAGUAUUUACAAUGGUUUUGAAAAUAUAGCCACGUGAAUUGCCAUCCUUAA
Messenger RNA from Venturia canescens, 2103 nucleotides. RefSeq names its product amidophosphoribosyltransferase-like. The record is from RefSeq and is a predicted model, not a curated record. NCBI's taxonomy places the organism in Eukaryota, Metazoa, Arthropoda, Insecta, Hymenoptera, Ichneumonidae. Gene Ontology annotation, molecular function: amidophosphoribosyltransferase activity. Bases 300 to 1910 code for a protein of 536 amino acids. Gene Ontology annotation, biological process: purine nucleobase biosynthetic process; purine nucleotide biosynthetic process. The transcript has 8 exons.